This is a messenger RNA of Papilio machaon (common yellow swallowtail), 1716 nucleotides long. Its product is annotated as solute carrier family 22 member 4-like. Gene Ontology annotation, cellular component: membrane. Gene Ontology annotation, biological process: transmembrane transport. The transcript has 9 exons. NCBI's taxonomy places the organism in Eukaryota, Metazoa, Arthropoda, Insecta, Lepidoptera, Papilionidae. The record is from RefSeq and is a predicted model, not a curated record. The coding region runs from base 51 to 1685 and encodes 544 amino acids. Gene Ontology annotation, molecular function: transmembrane transporter activity.
AUUCAUUUGGUACCAUAUAUGAAGACGUAACGACCGAUGUACUUGGUCUCAUGGGAACUUGGCAGUGGCUUGUGACGAUGUUACUGACCGUGCUAAUGAUGCCCGCAAUGUUAAACCAAUAUGAAGAUAUGUUUCUAUUGAAACCGAAUAAUAUAAAAUGUAUAUUACCAGAGAUCCAUAAUAUCGCCAACUCAAGUUUGUGUUCUUUCACGAUUUUAAAUAACAUCACCGAAGAGGUUAAAUGUAACAAAUGGCGUACAAAACUUUUAGGCAUAAUUUGGCGUAACAAAUCGUGGCUAAUAUUCUGCGAUGACAAAUUUAAAUUACUGUCAACGACAAUAAUUUGCCGAUUGGGUUUUGUUUUUGGCUGCAUUAUAUUCGGAUUGAUUUCCGACAGCUUUGGAAGAAAAAGAGUAAUAGCCAUAAACGUUGUUGCUGAAUCAAUUUUCGGAUUAAUUUUGACGUUUUGUGACUCCGAGGCUUGGUUUCACCUUUUAAUAUUUUUAAGAUCUCUAUUCGCAAGUGGUUAUUUCUACACAGGAAUUGUACUUAUUUCUGAAAUAGCAAGCAACAGUUGGCGAACUUAUCUGAUCACGAUUGUUACUCUUCCGAGGGUGUUCGCAAUCGCAUACAUCGUGCCCUUGGCCAACAGUUUCCCAAAUUUGGAAACAUUUAACUUCAUGGCUUGCGUAUUCUGCCUUGUGUGUAUCGCUUUUCUAAGAUGGCUACCGGAAUCACCCCAAUGGCUUUUAUACAGUCGAAAAAUAUAUUUAGCUGAAAAAAUUCUAUUCAAAGCAGCUUUGAAGAAUAAAAUAAAACUAUGCAGCGAUUUUAAAAUAAGACCUGUAAACCACAAAGCCUACAACUGCCUAGAUGAAAACAGAACCUGCAUAAGCAUAUUCUACACUUACAAUUCAAGAAUAAUUGUGAUAUUUUCAUUAAUAUUUUGGACCCUGUACAACUUUUUGUGGAGUUUUUUGUACGUAAAGACGUGUAGUGAUGGCCAAAUGGUAUACAUGGACGUGUUGGUUUUCUUUGGUAUUCUAGAAUGUAUUACCCUAUUGCUUUUGAAGAGGUUUAAGUUAAAACAUCUUUUGUUGAUAAACGUUACAAUUAUGGGAACUUUGACCACUUGCAUUCUUAUUAUUAACCGGUUACAAAUAAAGGAUACAAAUUUUGGUUUCGUAUAUUCCGCUGCACUGAGCACAGGCAUGAUGGGACACGCUAUACUUCUUAAUAUUACGUCACGUCUUUUUGCCAUCAAUGUCAGAGCAACAAUCUUCGGUUGCUGUCACUCUUUUGGUCAACUGGGCACUAUAAUCUGUUACUUGCUGUACCUACUAAAUUAUGAUGACCAUAAAUCACUAAUAUUCGUUCAAAUCGGAACAACUUUUAUAUUAACAGCACUAUGCUAUGUGAUUCCUGAUGUUGAUGGAAGAGAACUUCCUGAUAUUGUUGAAGAUAUGGACUACUUUUCUGAAUUAUCCAAACCUCUACGCUGGGUGACACAAAAGACGAACUCACCUUCGCAAGAGGAGGUGGAAAUGAGAAUAUAUUCAUUUGGCAGUACAGUCAGAAAUUUAUCAGUCAACAGUCAUUCAGCAGAAAGAAUACCAGCACGAGCCAUCGGUUUCAAGAAUUUAUGGCAAUCUCUUGUUUCGUCCAUACGGCACGAAUUGCGGUGAAAAAACUGACAGGCGUUUCAUUAAAAUGUUU